Molecule: messenger RNA, 1338 nt
Organism: Mangifera indica (mango)
Lineage: Eukaryota; Viridiplantae; Streptophyta; Magnoliopsida; Sapindales; Anacardiaceae
Product: probable BOI-related E3 ubiquitin-protein ligase 3
Exons: 2
Coding region: 288-1199 (303 amino acids)
Molecular function (GO): ubiquitin-protein transferase activity
Source: RefSeq, a predicted model, not a curated record
GCCUCUGAUCUCUCUGACUGAUAGUUUAGUCAUAAAAUCUGCAUGUGUACGUUGUUGCUUUGCUUAUUGCUUCCCAUACAAAUACUCUUUAAUUCUUAUAUACGUUAAGAGAGAACAAACGCCCUUAUUAAUUAAAGCUCUUUCCUUUGAACAGAGAGGAGAAGAAAGAAGGAAGAACCACCAUUAAUCUCUAUUAUAAUCCCCAGCAUCUCUCUUUUAUAUAUUUUUUCAUUCAUUCGGAAGUGGGAAAGAAGAAAAAAUUGGUUUUUGGGUUUGGUUUUGGUUGAAUGGCUAUACAAGCGCAGUUGUAUCCGGAGUUUAUUAAUGUUGGGUUUGGGUUUGGUUCAUCGCAAGAUUGGAUCAUGGAGAAUGUUAAUGGCUGUUGCGGUGGUGUUGGGAAGGGUGAGUUUAAUCAGUUGUGUUUUGAAACGCAACAAAAACAGCAGCAGCAUCAGCAGUUUUAUCUGUUACAAAAUCAGCAACAGUUUGACACCAAUUCUGCAAAUUUCUUGAAGAAUAGCGGUAACUUCAACACCAACGCUGUUUAUCAUCAUCAAUCAAUGCCAUUUUCUCAAACUACGGCACUUCAAGUUGAGAAGCAAAGGCAAGAAAUUGAUCAGUAUAUCAGGUCUCAGAAUGAAAGAUUGAGAAGGGUGUUACAGGAGCAAAGAAAGCAACAACUGGAGAUGCUACUGAAGAAGCUAGAGGUAAAGACUUCAACCUUAUUGAGACAAAAAGAUGAAGAGAUAGCAAAAGCUACAAACAGAGCAAUGGAGCUGGAAAUUUUGUUGAAGAAAUUAGAGAUGGAGAGUCAAGCGUGGCAAAGAAUAGCUCAAGAGAACGAAUCACUGGUUUAUUCACUCAACAACACAAUUGAACAGCUUAGAGAAAAGGGUUCUUGUUGCUUUAACAAUGGGGCCGAAGACGCAGGGUCUUGCUGUAAUUUACCAGAAGAAGAUGAGGAAACAGAACGAAACAGAGGGAGAAAUUGCAGCAUUAACAGCGGUGAAAAUAAAGAAGAAAGAAAGAGAGAGAUGACGAUAGUGAAUGUUUGCAAAGGUUGUAACUCUGGGGAUUCGUGUGUUUUGUUCCUUCCUUGUAGGCACCUGUGUUCGUGCAAAAAAUGCCAGGCGGUUCUUCAAUCUUGCCCCGUUUGUUUAGCGCCAAAGAAGGCUAGCAUAGAGGCCUUAUUUGUCUAGAAAAAUGUUUUCCAGGAAAUGCCUCAUCAGUAAAACAUGUUUUUAGACUUUUUGGUUCCCUCUAGACCUGUUAUUACUGAAAACAUUAAAGAAAAAUGAACAGGACAGACUAAUGUGAAUGUAUAAUUUCUUUGUUUAA